AUGCACUGUUAUACCGAGUGCGGUGGAAUUACUUGGAAACUGAUGCAGUUGAGAAGACAAAUGCAGCAGCAACGUGCAGUUGGGACGCCCGGACAAUCUUUGGGACGCUAUGGGCCUCAGCCGGGUUCAACUCCUCAGUCAGCGAUGCGACGACCAGGAGGUCCUCAGAUGCCUUCGCAAGGGCCCCCUAUGCAAUCCAGCCGCGUUUCUCAGCCACUUCGAAAAAAGAAGAGAUAUGCUGAUAAGCUGAUUUCACCACAGGUUCGUGAGUUGGUCCCGGAAUCCCAAGCAUACAUGGACUUGCUGGCGUUCGAACAAAAAUUGGAUGCCACUAUCACGCGUAAGAAACUGGACAUACAGGAAGCAUUGAAGAGGCCUCAGAAGGUCAAGAAGAGGCUUAGAAUCUACAUUUCUCAUACUUUCAUAGCAGGCAAGGAACCGGAAAAGGAAGGUGAUGAAGGCACAGUUCCAAUGUGGGAGCUUCGUGUCGAAGGCAGACUGAUUGAAGACCAGAAUAACGCUGCACAGAACCCAGCACCUGCGCGUCCAAUGCCGAAGCGGAAAUUUAGCUCAUUUUUUAAAAGCUUGGUAAUCGAGCUUGACAAGGAUAUAUAUGGCCCAGACAAUCACUUAGUCGAAUGGCAUCGCACUCCUACCACAAACGAAACAGAUGGUUUCCAGGUGAAACGUCCUGGGGAUCGGCCUGUCAAAUGUACAAUUCUCCUCUUGCUGGAUUAUCAACCUAUGAAGUUUAAAUUACACCCACGUUUGGCUAAGGUUCUUGGCAUUGCUGCUGAAACAAGACCGAAAAUAAUAGAAGCUCUCUGGCAGUACAUCAAGACCCACAAGCUGCAGGAUCCCGUAGACCAUGACACCGUCAACAACGACACCUUCCUGGAACAAGUUUUCAGCUGUAAACGAAUGCGUUUCAUGGAAAUUCCCCAGAGACUGCACCAGCUGUUACAGCAGCCCGAUCCUCUUGUUUUGACGCAUGUGAUCAAGCACAACGAAGGCGGAGCGGAGAAGAAUACGGCGUGUUAUGACAUAGAUGUGGAAGUUGAAGAUCCUCUGAAGCAGCACAUGGCAGCAUUUGUGCAUGCUCAGUCAAACACACAGGAUAUAGCUAAUUUGGAUCAGAAAAUCUAUGACGUUGUUGAUCAGAUAAACGAAUGGAAAACGCGCCGAGACUUCUAUGUGCGCUUCGCUGACCAUCCAUACGAGUUUAUUAGGAAAUGGCUUGUUAGUCAGAGCCAAGAUCUCAAGACUAUGACGGAAGCAAGUGGUGAGGGUGAAGCUGAGCGUCGAGCUGAUCAUUAUUAUAGACCGGAAACACAGGAAGGUGUAUUCAGGUACAUCUAUCAAAAAGUGCAGCAGAAGAGGGCUGAACUCGAGCAGGGUCUUGGUGUUCGGAACAAUUAAUUGCUGCUGCAUGUUGCAUGGAUUCAAUCUUAUCUUGACUUGUAUUCUUGUUUUACUCAUUAAUUUGUAUGAUCAAAGCAGGAAAUAAUUGUCUUUGUUAAUCUAGUAUUGUAAUAAGUUAUGGUGUGUGAUGGUACUUUUUAUGUUCAUUGUGCCGAUCUGUAUUCUACCACAUGGUCUCUUUUGUGCACCGCUGUGCUUUUAUCGUCUCUUUUGAGAUAAAUAUUAGACAAAUGUA
Molecule: messenger RNA, 1657 nt
Organism: Cylicocyclus nassatus
Lineage: Eukaryota; Metazoa; Nematoda; Chromadorea; Rhabditida; Strongylidae
Source: the annotation of a GenBank genome assembly